UUCGUGGAAAACCGGAUCAACUAUUGUCUUCAUACACAGUUCUAUCAAAUGGUUACCACUGUCGUUGUGGCGCCCCCUGCGCAGUCGAAACCCGCGGCGAAGUACUCGUGCCCCGUGUGUCAAAAGAAUACCUUCAAGAGAAUACAAGAUCUGCGACAACAUCAACAGGACGUGGGGCAUGGAAUUCUAUGCAAGGGCUGCCAGAGGAGUUUCGGUAGCAAGGAGAGCAUGCAGCAGCAUUAUGCGGAUGUUCAUCAAGCGCCUCGCCAACGUUUACCUUGCGCAACGUGCGACGAGAUGUUCGCCAGUACGCAAGCAUUGACAGAGCAUCAAGCUGCACACAUCAAGCAACAGAAACCAUGGGGCUGCUCAACGUGCAACCGGCAGUUUGCGAGUCAGAACGCGUUGAUAAAUCACCAGGCCAGUCAUCGACGGACGGCUUCGCAGGUAACAUGCACCACCUGCACCAAGGGCUUCAAGGACUCGGCUGCGCUGUCACAGCAUAGCGUCAUUCAUGAGAAACCCAAGGCAAACGUCGAGUCGGCAGCUGUAGACACGACGGGCGCUGCAGUCUCAGGGCCGACUGCAAAUGCACCCGAGCCCCUGGCAGCUGCCGUGCCAGAUACACGUCCAGUGCUCCAGGGACUGUCCAACAGUAUACACCCAGAACUAGCCAUCGCCAACGUUCUCACCAACCACCCCUACAACAACAGCCGACUCGCCCUUCUCGGACCGUCCGAGCAAGCAGUACGCUACCCUCAGCUUCAGUCCCACUGCCACUCCACCACCCGUCUUGUAGCGCAAGGCUUCAUCAUGUCCACCACCGCAAACAACCACAAAGACAAGCCAUGGAGGCACUCCAUCCCUCGCUAUCACUUUCGACCCACCCCCGCGCCCGCAUCACCUCUAUCUCACGCCACCAAGCACAAAGCCGUCGUGAUUGACUGCGAAAUGGUCAGCGUCACCCGCGGCCAGCAGCAUCUCGCCUCGCUGGCCGCCGUCGACUUUCUCACCGGGAAGGUUCUGAUCAACCGAUACGUCUACCCGGAGAGCGGGCGCAUCACCAACUACCGAACGCGCUACAGCGGCAUCACCGCCGCGGUCAUGGACGCAGCCAUCCAGAGCGGGACGGCCCUGCGCGGGUGGGUCGCCGCACGGCGAGCGCUGUGGGAGUAUAUCGACGCGGAGACCGUCCUGAUCGGCCACGCCCUGCAGAACGAUCUGAAUGCCCUGGGGAUCAUACACCCGCGGGUGGUGGACUCGCAGAUCCUCACGGGCGAAGCCAUUGCCGCGGCGGGGGCUGCGGCUACGGCCUCAAGCCUUCCUCUCGUGGCCCUCAAGACGUUGACAAAGGAGUUGGCGGGUUAUGACAUUCAGGUGGGACGCAAGGGUCAUGAUGCCUUAGAAGAUACCUACGCCACGCGGGAUGUGGUGGUGUGGUGUUUGCGGUAUCCGCAGGCUCUGGAGGAGUGGGCGCUACGGACGUGGAACCAGCGGCUGCAAAGGAAGCAGGCAGCCGCAGAGACGAGGAAGAGGAUGCAGCAAAAGAAAGCUCAGAGGGUGGUAGCUCAGGCCAGUGGCUUGGCCUUCCGAUCGUCGAUCCAGGUGGACGAGGAGUCCGAUGACGACGAUGAGUCGGAGGUGUUGCGGUGGGAGGAUAUUGCGGUGGAUUGCGGGUGGCCUCAUCCUGAUACGGGGUAUGAUCCGUGGUCAGACUAG
Aspergillus saccharolyticus JOP 1030-1 is the source of this 1719-nucleotide messenger RNA. RefSeq lists its product as uncharacterized. The transcript is spliced from 2 exons. Bases 49 to 1719 code for a protein of 556 amino acids. Gene Ontology annotation, molecular function: nucleic acid binding; exonuclease activity. The record is from RefSeq and is a predicted model, not a curated record. Gene Ontology annotation, cellular component: nucleus. Gene Ontology annotation, biological process: rRNA processing; ribosomal large subunit assembly. NCBI's taxonomy places the organism in Eukaryota, Fungi, Ascomycota, Eurotiomycetes, Eurotiales, Aspergillaceae.